UUACCUCUUUAUAACCAUCAGAUUCAUUUUGAAAAUGGACGGUCUAGAUUAGCUUAUACAACAUUACUAAAAAGAAUCCUAAAACCCCUCCAGGAGAAUCAAUCCUCCAUGAAUUUCAGCUGCUACCUUAAACCCUAGGAAAAUCCCCAACCUUAGCUACUCGUUAGUUCUUCAUGGCUCGUUUCGUAAGAUUUCUGAGAAGAACAGUGAUUAGUUCAUCGCCUUCAAUUCUUUACCGAAACCCUACAACUUGUGUUCAGUCAAAUCGAAACACUAGUCUCUUGAUCAGCCGUAAGUUUCUUAGCUCGGGGAGUUAUGUGUCGGAAAUGAGGAAAUCAGCUUUCGAGGGUAACAUUCUUCGAUUAAUUCGUUCUGAGAUUCAGUCCGAGCUCGAUCACUCGCCUCCUCUUCAGCCUGAGGAGAGGUUUGGCCCAUUCACAGUGGAUGAGCGGCCGGGGGAGCAAUGGAUUAGCUUGACAAGAAAAUUUGGGGAGAAGGAAGAUAUUAAAGUGGAAGCAACCAUGUUUGAUGGAUCAGUUCCAUCAUCAAAAUCUACAAGCGCCGACCCUGAAGAUGUUCAGCUUCAUAUUACUUUCAUUGUCAACAUCUCUAAGGGUGAUCGUGAGACGUUAGAGAUCAUGUGUUCUGCUUGGCCUGAUACCAUACAGAUCUCCAAGUUCUUUGUUCGUAAAAGCAGCAACAACUCACCAAAUGCUUAUAUUGGACCAGAAUUCCAGGAAAUGGAAGAUGAACUUCAAGACUCGGUUUAUCGUUUUUUGGAGGAAAGAGGUAUAAGUGAUGAUCUUGCUGAGUUCUUGCAUCAGUACAUGAAGAACAAAGAUAAAGCGGAGUAUAUUAGAUGGAUGGAGACUGUUAAAUCUUAUGUUGAGCAAAAAUGAAAUCUUUUAAUUACUACAUUCUUAGGUGUUGAUCCAAUGAAAGUUCCGUUGGAUAUGGCUUUUAGAAAGAUUUUUUUUUGGCAUGGUUCUUAGUUGCCAGACGUAUGUGAUAUUUAUGGAUCUAAAUAUGAUGAAAUUGCGUUCAUACU
Capsella rubella is the source of this 1048-nucleotide messenger RNA. RefSeq lists its product as uncharacterized. Bases 174 to 899 code for a protein of 241 amino acids. Gene Ontology annotation, cellular component: mitochondrial matrix. Lineage: Eukaryota; Viridiplantae; Streptophyta; Magnoliopsida; Brassicales; Brassicaceae. The record is from RefSeq and is a predicted model, not a curated record. The transcript has 3 exons.